AAGGGUCCCGUCAAUUCCAGACAAAUCCGCAACGACGGUGUUUCUGCCGCUGGGAGGCAUUGUGGAGUGAGUGAAGGCCUCACGCGAGGGUUAAGGGGCUUGCCUUAACUGCAGUUCGAGGAAUCUCCUUUGACUCCAGGGUUGAGUGUGUCUAUCAAUGGCCGUCUCUCUUUCCAACCACUCUCUCUUCUCUCCUCGUCUUUCUGCUUCUUUUCCUUCCAAAUCCUCUGAAACCCUCGCAUCUAAGUUCCUGGGCCUUCAAUCCCAGUAUAACGGACCGAGAGUCUAUAAAUCCACAUCAGGACUUCGUUUUGCCAAUCCUUGCCGAAUUAUUGAAUCUAACAACGACAAAUACAACAGGAGGCGUUCCUUUAAGUCCCACUUCACUGCUGAAGAUUCGGCUCCCUCUGUCGAAGAGGAGGGUCUUGAGGAGGAUGCAAGUGUCUCAGAAAGUGAAGCAGAGCAGCAAUAUAUGCCUAGUUUGAAGAUUCUUAUGAAAGCGUACAAGGAGGCAAUUUUUACUGGGGAUUGGAAGACGGUAUCUAACAUUGAGGCUGAGAUUUCUGUUGUAGAAAAUAAGAUGAAUGACUUGGCACUAAAAGUUUCGGCAUUAUCAUCAGAGGUAACCGCUGGCAAGGAGAAAUACAUCCGCUUACAAGCAGAUUUUGACAAUUUCAGGAAAAGAUCGGAAAAGGAGAGACUUACCAUAAGAAGUAAUGCCCAGGGAGAAGUGAUUGAAAGCCUUUUGCCCAUGGUGGACAAUUUUGAGAGAGCCAAGCAACAGAUAAAACCAGAAACAGAAAAGGAAAAGAAGAUUGAUAUAAGCUACCAGGGUAUUUACAAACAAUUUGUGGAAAUAAUGAGGAGCUUACGAGUAGCUUCUGUAGCAACCGUUGGAAAGCCUUUCGACCCAACACUGCACGAGGCUAUCGCAAGAGAGGAGUCUCAAGAGUACAAGGAAGGAAUCAUAACACAGGAAUUCCGUCGUGGCUUUCGUCUUGGAGACCGACUCAUAAGACCAGCCAUGGUUAAAGUUUCUGCAGGGCCUGGUAGUAAGAGAUCCCCUGUCGCCUCUGAGGUAUCAACUGGGAAACAUGCAGCCGCUGCCGCCACCAGUCUAGAUGAACAAUAGCAGCCCAAAUUGUUGAUUUCUGCAUCUCAGUAAUUUGUUAGCUUCAAAAAAUUUUAUUUUCUUUCUUUUGCAUAGGUAAAUGUAACUUACUCCUAUCAUUAGCUACUAAUUUUAUUGAUGGAAUUCCCUAUUCGGCUAUUUCAUACACAA
Molecule: messenger RNA, 1282 nt
Organism: Tripterygium wilfordii
Lineage: Eukaryota; Viridiplantae; Streptophyta; Magnoliopsida; Celastrales; Celastraceae
Product: protein GrpE
Exons: 3
Coding region: 158-1132 (324 amino acids)
Biological process (GO): protein folding
Cellular component (GO): chloroplast
Molecular function (GO): protein-folding chaperone binding; protein homodimerization activity; adenyl-nucleotide exchange factor activity
Source: RefSeq, a predicted model, not a curated record